This is a messenger RNA of Conger conger (European conger), 2692 nucleotides long. It is a transcript of the gene tmtc1, whose product is annotated as transmembrane O-mannosyltransferase targeting cadherins 1. The record is from RefSeq and is a predicted model, not a curated record. Lineage: Eukaryota; Metazoa; Chordata; Actinopteri; Anguilliformes; Congridae. Bases 92 to 2692 code for a protein of 866 amino acids. Gene Ontology annotation, biological process: protein O-linked glycosylation via mannose; RNA processing. Gene Ontology annotation, molecular function: mannosyltransferase activity; protein binding. The transcript is spliced from 19 exons.
UGUAGUCCGCCUGCAUGUCCGCGAGAGAAAUGGUAUGUCACGGAUACAGCAUUUUUAAGAAAUAUAUCAAGUAUGCGAGCCGAGGGGGAACAUGACAGCACACCGCCGAGAGAAGAUUUCACCCCCGUUAUUUCUGACCGUCCUCUUCGGUCCGGGGAGAGGAGUUUUUUGCUAUGCUGUACUGAUCCUCGUCUGCGCACUGUGCUACAGUAACUCUCUGCGAGGGGAGUUCGUGCACGACGAUGUUUGGGCUAUCAUCAACAACCCCGACGUCAGGCCAGGGUCCAGUCUGGCCAACAUUUUCUUCAAUGACUUUUGGGGAAAGAGGAUGGCUGAUAACACAAGCCACAAAUCUUACAGACCGCUGUGUAUCCUCACGUUCAAGCUGAACGCAGUGCUGGGCGGUAUGACUCCUCUGUACUUCCACCUGCUGAACGUGUGUCUGCACGGUGCCGUGACCUCGCUGCUCAUGCACACGUGUGAGCGGAGCGUGUUCAGCGACAGCCGCCCCGCCUUCCUCACCGCCCUGCUCUUCGCCGUGCACCCCAUCCACACGGAGGCGGUGUCGGGCAUCGUUGGGAGAGCUGACGUCCUGGCCUGCUUGCUGUUCCUGCUCACCUUUCUCUCCUACAUUAGGAGCGUGGACAGGAGCAGCUCAGCAGAGACAGCGCCCCCUACAGUGUCGUCCUGCUCCCUGCUGCUCAGCCUGCUGCUGGGGACCUGCGCCAUGCUGGUGAAGGAGACCGGCCUCACUGUGUUCGGCGUCUGCGUGCUGUACGACGGCCUGGUGCUGUGCCACAAGCCACUGCUCUCGUACCUGUCCUGUGCCAAAAUGAAGGAUAUCCCACGAGCCUCUUGGCCCUUCAUCAAGCGCACCUGCGUGGUCACUGUCUACGUGGCGAUCAUCAUGUCCCUGCGCCUGUGGGUCAUGGGCGGCUCCAUGCCUCUGUUCUCUGAGCAGGACAACCCAGCCUCCUUCUCCCCACACCUCCUCACCAGACUCCUGACCUACUGCUACCUGCUGGCCUUCAACGCCUGGCUGCUGCUGGCCCCGGCCGUGCUCUGCUACGACUGGCAGGUGGGCAGCAUCCCGCUGGUGGAGUCCCUGUGGGACCCGCGCAACGUCGCCACCUUGCUGCUGGGAGUGGCACUGCUGUCCCUCUGCCUGCACUGCCUCGCCGCGCUACGGAGGCCCGAGGAGAAGGAGGUGCUGGUGGGGCUGCUGUUCCUGGUGUUCCCCUUCAUCCCGGCCUCCAACCUCUUCUUCAGAGUGGGCUUCGUGGUGGCUGAGCGGGUCCUCUACAUGCCCAGCAUGGGGUACUGCAUCCUGGUGGUGCACGGGCUGACCCGGCUGUGCUCGGCGGUGGGCAGGUGGGGCGUCACGGCGCUCACCGUCUCCAUGCCCCUGCUGCUCCUGCUCUUCUCCUGGAAGACCGUCCAGCAGAACCAGAUCUGGCUGUCCCGCGAGGCCCUCUUCAGAUCUGGAAUCCAGACUCUGCCCCAUAAUGCCAAGGUCCACUAUAACUACGCCAACUUCCUGAAGGAUCGAGGCCGAAACCAGGAAGCCAUCCAUCACUACAAAACUGCUCUGAGGCUGUACCCGCGGCACGCCAGCGCCAUGAAUAACCUGGGCACCCUCACACACCACCCAGAGGAGGCCGAGCGCUACUACAGACGGGCCCUGGAGAUCAACCCCCUGCACAACAGAGCUCUGUUCAACCUGGGGAACCUGCUCAAGUCUCAGGGGAAGGAGGAGGAGGCCGAGCAGAUGCUGAGGAACUCCGUCAUCUUUGGGCCGCACUUCGCUGACGCCUACUCCAGCCUGGCUUCCCUAUUCGCCGAGCAGAAGCGGUUUGCUGAAGCCAACGAGGUCUACCAGCAGGGCAUUGAGAACUGUCCGGACAGCUCAGAUCUGCACAACAACUACGGGGUUUUCCUGGUGGACACAGGUGAGGGGGAAAGGGCGUCCGUGCACUACCAGCAUGCAGUGCGGCUCAAACCCGCGCACUACGUCGCCAUGGUGAACUUGGGCCGGCUGCUGCGAUCGUCCAAUGAGAACAAGGAGGCGGAAGCCUGGUAUAAGAGGGCGCUGCAGGUGGCGCGGAAGGUGGAGAUCCUGACCCCGCUGGGGGCGCUGUACUACAACACGGGACGCUACGAGGAGGCCCUGCAGGUGUACCGCGAGGCCGCCGCCCUGCAGCCCGACAGCGCCGACAUCUGGCUGGCCCUGGCCCAGGUGCUCGCCAUGGCGGGACGCUCCAAGGAGGCGGAGAAGAUGACCUUCGGGAUCAUCGCCAAGAACGCCGGCUGCAUCGAGUGCUACCGCCUGCUGUCCGCCAUCUACAGCAAGCGUGGGAGCCACGACGAGGCUCUGGGCGCUCUGGAGAAGGCCCUGCAGCAGGGCCCCAGGGAGGCGGGUGUGAGGGCGGAGCUGCUCUUCUCUCAGGGGAACCAGCUGAGGGAGAUGAACAUGCUGGACAGAGCCUUUGAGAGCUACAGGCUGGCUGUGGAGCUCAAUCCUGACCAAUCGCAGGCCUGGAUGAACAUGGGAGGUAUACAGCACAUCAAGGGAGACUACGCCUCGGCACGGCAGUACUACCAGAGGGCCCUGCAGCUGUCCCCUGGCUCCAAGCUGCUGAAGGAGAACCUGGCCAAGCUGGACCGCCUGGAGAAGAGGCAGAACGGAGCGUAG